CUGGGCUCAGGGUAGAGAAACGCGGGGCUCCGCAGGCGCGCAAACAGAAACCGCCUGGCGCGGGGCGGGCGCGCCAGGACCACCGCCUCCUCCUUUCCUCCUCCUCCCCUCGCCGCUCCUCCCUCUCCCGGGUCGGGUGGAGGUGGCGCGCGGGGACCCGGGUGGGGCGGGGCCGUGCCGGCCCAGAGGCUGGGGCUUGAGGCACCGGCACCGGCACCGGCACCGGCGUGGGCGAUGGCGGCACGCAGCCUGGGCCGCGGCGUGGGACGGCUGCGGGGCGUCCUGGUGCGAGCAGGUAGCUGGGCGCACACGGCGCCCCCCCAGGCCCGGGCAGCCUCUUACCCCGCGCGCCGCGCACAGGCCGCCCGCGAGCCCGCCGCCUUCUGGGGGCCCUUGGCGCGCGACACGCUGGUGUGGGACGCCCCGUACCACACGGUCUGCGACUGCGACUUCGGGAGCGGCAAGAUCGGCUGGUUCCUGGGGGGCCGGCUCAACGUGACCGUCAGUUGCUUGGAUCAACAUGUCUGGAAGGCACCCGAGAGCAUCGCUUUGAUCUGGGAGCGAGACGAGCCUGGCACGGAAGUGAGGAUCACCUACAGGGAGCUGCUGGAGACUACAUGCCGCCUGGCGAACACGCUGAAGAGGUAUGGAGUCCAGCGAGGGGACCGUGUGGCCAUCUACAUGCUGGUGUCCCCAAUGGCUGUGGCAGCAAUGCUGGCCUGUGCCAGGAUUGGAGCUGUCCACACAGUUGUCUUUGCUGGAUUCAGUGCAGAAUCCUUGGCUGGGAGGAUCAAUGAUGCCAAGUGCAAGGUGGUCAUCACCUUCAACCAAGGACUCCGGGGCGGGCGCGUGUUCGAAUUGAAGAAGAUAGUGGAUGAAGCUGUGAAGAGCUGCCCGACCAUCCAGCAUGUUCUGGUGGCACACAGGACUGAAAACAAAGUCCCUAUGGGGGAGCUGGACGUCCACCUCGAGCAGGAGAUGGCACAGGAGGCCCCUGUGUGCGUCCCAGAGAGCAUGGGCAGUGAAGACAUGCUCUUCAUGCUGUACACCUCGGGCAGCACUGGCACGCCCAAGGGGCUAGUGCACACCCAGGCAGGCUACCUGCUGUACGCUGCGCUGACGCACAAGCUUGUGUUUGACUACCAGCCUGGCGACGUCUUCGGUUGUGUGGCAGACAUCGGCUGGAUCACAGGACACAGCUAUGUGGUGUAUGGACCUCUCUGCAAUGGUGCCACUAGUGUCCUUUUUGAGAGCACCCCAGUUUAUCCCAAUGCUGGUCGGUACUGGGAGACCGUGCAGAGGCUGAGGGUCAAUCAGUUUUAUGGUGCCCCAACUGCUAUCCGGCUGCUCCUGAAGCUCGGGGACGGCUGGGUGAAGAAGUACGACCGCUCGUCCCUGCGUACCCUGGGCUCAGUGGGUGAGCCCAUCAACCAUGAGGCCUGGGAGUGGCUGCACAACGUGGUGGGGGAUGGCAGGUGCACUCUGGUGGACACUUGGUGGCAGACAGAAACUGGCGGCAUCUGCAUUGCACCCCGGCCCUCAGAAGAAGGGGCUGAGAUCCUACCUGGCAUGGCCAUGAGGCCUUUUUUCGGCAUCCUGCCCGCUCUCAUGGAUGAGAAGGGCAACGUGGUAGAGGGUGGUGAUGUCUCUGGGGCCCUGUGCAUUGCUCAGGCCUGGCCGGGCAUGGCUAGGACCAUCUAUGGAGAUCAUGAAAGAUUCAUGGAUGCCUACUUCAGGGCCUACCCAGGCUACUAUUUCACUGGAGAUGGGGCUCACCGAACCCAGGAUGGCUACUACCAGAUCACGGGGCGCAUAGAUGAUGUUAUCAACAUCAGUGGCCACCGUCUUGGCACUGCAGAGAUCGAGGAUGCCAUGGCUGACCACCCUGCUGUGCCAGAGACUGCUGUCAUUGGCUACCCCCAUGACAUCAAAGGAGAAGCCGCAUUCGCCUUCAUUGUGUUGAAGGACGAGGCCCAUGACGCAGACAUGGUAGUGAAUGAGCUCAAGUCGGUGGUGGCCACCAAGAUCGCCAAAUAUGCUGUGCCUGACCAAAUCCUGGUGGUGAAGCGUCUCCCCAAAACCCGCUCUGGGAAAGUCAUGCGGCGGCUGCUGAGGAAGAUCGUCACAGGUGGAGUCCAGGACCUGGGGGACAUCACCACCCUGGAGGAUCCCAGCGUCGUUGAGGAGAUACUGAAUGCCUUCCAGACGCACAAAGAGAGGCAGGCAGCUGCCAAGUAGGAUGAGACCUCAGUGAGCUCAGGCCUGGCCCCCGGGGCACAGCAUUUCUUCCCCUCGGACGCUCCGUGUAGUUCAUACCCCGGGAUGAAGCUGGCCGCAGUCUGACUCGCCAGGUGGCAGCGCACACAGUGUCCUCUGUGCUGCUUGCCUGGGCUCUGUGUCUGGUCUGGGACGUCGGCAGCAUCUGAAGCCCACAGCUGGGGCAGCCCCACUUCUCCAGGAGUUUCCAGAGUCAAAAGGCAGAGGUGGUGCUCUCUGUAUUCUUGAAUUUGGAGAGCUCUGUAAGAGCACUCUACUGAGGCUAAGAUAUUCACUCACACACUGCAGCAGAGUCAGGGAGGUCUCCAAAACCUCCAUUAGUGGGAAGGGUGUGCUCUCUAACUCGUGUUAGCCAGUCUGGACAUCUGUUCAGAGGUCCGUGCCUCUGCUUGGCUCCUGUCCUGGUAACCUGAGCCCAUGUCCCAUGAAUAUGCCUCAGAACAGGCAAGCCCUGACUCCCCGGCUCCAAAGCUGCUUCAGGUGGAUUUGUUCCUCCAAGCUGUGGCCUGGCAGGAUUACUCUCCACGUGAUGCCUCAGGAAAACUCAGAUGCAGCUCAGGGCAGUGCGGCCUGAGCGGGCUCUGGGUCUGAAGGCAGAAUGCACUCUCUGCCCUGCUCCUCCUCAGUGUGCCUUAAGCCCCACAGCUAUGUUGUGCUGUGGGUCAGGUUGCCCAGUGCUCACCGGGAGCCAGGCCUGGUGAGCACGGGUGAGGUAGGGGACAGGAGGAGACCCGGGGUUGUGCAGGUGUUUUUGAGGUGGGGUUGGGUGCUGGACCCUGGCCAGGGCUGCUGCUGCCUCCAGUGAUCAGGCGAGUACCAAGACCCCACAGUGGCAGAGGCCACAGCAGCCACCUUCCUGAGAAGCAGUGCUCAUUACCACUAGUGACGCUGAGCCACAUGAGGUGAGGCGCAGUUGUGAGAUGACUUGGGUUCAAAUAAAGUUUUACUUUGUUCGUGCUCCGUC
Messenger RNA from Cavia porcellus (domestic guinea pig), 3241 nucleotides. RefSeq names its product acyl-CoA synthetase short chain family member 1 (gene Acss1). The transcript has 14 exons. Gene Ontology annotation, molecular function: AMP binding; acetyl-CoA synthetase activity. Lineage: Eukaryota; Metazoa; Chordata; Mammalia; Rodentia; Caviidae. The coding region runs from base 235 to 2238 and encodes 667 amino acids. The record is from RefSeq and is a predicted model, not a curated record. Gene Ontology annotation, cellular component: mitochondrion.